This is a messenger RNA of Drosophila grimshawi, 3608 nucleotides long. RefSeq names its product non-lysosomal glucosylceramidase. The record is from RefSeq and is a predicted model, not a curated record. Gene Ontology annotation, molecular function: beta-glucosidase activity; glucosylceramidase activity. NCBI's taxonomy places the organism in Eukaryota, Metazoa, Arthropoda, Insecta, Diptera, Drosophilidae. Gene Ontology annotation, cellular component: membrane. The transcript is spliced from 7 exons. Gene Ontology annotation, biological process: carbohydrate metabolic process; glucosylceramide catabolic process. The coding region runs from base 207 to 3116 and encodes 969 amino acids.
CGGUUAGUUUUUUGCCGCGGACGGUUCUGCUUGCUGGUUGCUGCUGCGAUUAGUGAGCGCGCGUGUUUGUAUUUCUAAAAAAAAGAAACAAUACUAAUAUGAAGUGCACGCAAUUGGAUUAAUAAACCACGCAAUCACACAGAAAUCCACAACAACAAAGCCAAGCGAAAUUGUGGAAAAACCGAAGUUAGUCAAAAGCACUCGAAAUGGCGUCGCCAACAGCAGCAACAGCAGCAGAAGCAGAAGCAACUAAAACCACAACAACAACAAUAACAACAAUUCCCAAUGGGAAUGCAGAUUCGGCAAGCGCUGUUUAUGCAGAGCAACUGCAGCAACAGGAGGAGCAGCAGCAGCAGCAAUCGGUGUUCAACGGUGAAUCGAAUUGUGAAUUGUCUGCUGUGCCGCAUUAUGGAUUGAAACUGAAAUUCGAUCAUGUUUGGCCAGAGAAACGCAAUCAGAAUCUGCGGCCAUCGAUAAAACAAUCGCUGCCAAUGGUUCCACUUGUUUGCAGAUAUGCGGCCUACUACUGGAAGGUGUCGCGGGAAGGUCGUCGUGUCUACAUGGAUUACUAUUACAUGGAGAAUGGUAAGCAGAUGUAUGGUGUGCCCAUUGGCGGCAUCGGUGGUGGCAGCAUUGGACGCGGCUAUGCCGGCGAAUUCUGUCGCUUUCAAAUGCGUCCCGGCAUCUAUGAGUACAAUGUGGUGCAGGCGAAUCAGUUUAUAGUCACCAUUAAGGAUCACAAGGGUUGUACCAUCUUUCAGAGCCUGCUCUCCAAGUGCAGCACAAAAUCAAUCAAGGCAAAGCCCAACAACAACGAUGCAGAGGCCGAUGAGGCCGAAGCACAGAAAUCUAAAUGUCAACUGCCCAAUUGCAGCAGUCGUUCCAGGCAGCCGCUCAGUGCCUGGCACUCCAACAUCGAGGACGCCCGCUGCAGCUAUACGGGUUUAUAUCCACGCUCAUGGACCGAAUACGAUCUGUCGCAUUAUGGCGUACGUUUGAUCUGUCGCCAGAUCUCGCCGGUCAUUCCACACGACUACAAGGAGUCCAGUCUGCCCUGUGCCGUCUUUGUGUGGUCAGCCCAAAAUGUGUGCGAUCAUGAGCGCAAGGUAUCGAUUACGUUCACCUUCAAGAACGGCACCGGCAACAAGAAACAGGAUGGAGAGGGCAAUGCCGAGUCGCAGCUCAUUAGCGAGGGCAAUGCCAAGGGCGUGGCUAUUAGGCAGACAAUUGGCGACAUGCCCUGCAGUUACAAUCUCGCCUGUCGCGUUCUGCCCGAGAUUAGCAUCACGCGCUGUCCUCAGUUCGAUCCGGCUGGCAAUGGUGAGCAGCUGUGGAUGCAGCUCAAGGAGCACGGUCAGCUCAGCGAACAACCCACUGCGGAGAGUCUCAAGACGAAGGACAUUGGUGUCGCCGUCUGCGCACAUUUGGCUCUCAAGCCAAAGACCUCGCAUGAUUUGGAGUUCGUUCUGGCCUGGGAUAUGCCAAAAAUACAAUUUCCACGCAAACUGCAAACGCACACGCGUUACUAUACCAAAUAUUUUGAUGAUAGCGGCGAAUCGGGUCCCAGGAUAUGCGAAUAUGCGCUGAAGCACUAUGCCAGCUGGGAGCGACUCAUCGAUGCCUGGCAGCGUCCCAUUCUCAAUGAUGACGGCUUGCCCGAUUGGUAUAAAUGUGCUAUAUUUAAUCAGCUGUAUUUCAUCUCGGAUGGCGGCACAUUGUGGCUCAAGUGCGACACGUCGCUGGGCAAACCGUUGGCCUUUGAUGAUCCGCGUUUGGCAUAUGGUCGCUUUGGCUAUCUGGAGGGUCAUGAAUAUCGCAUGUAUAAUACAUACGAUGUACAUUUCUAUGCAUCGCCUGCUUUGGCCCAUCUCUGGCCCAACUUGCAAGUGAGUUUGCAGUAUGACUUCAAGGAUGCGAUUGCUGCUGAGCUCAGUGAUACACGCAAAAUGCUGUACGAUGGCAAGGUGAUGCCGCGGAAAGUCAAGAACUGUGUGCCACACGAUCUCGGUGAUCCCGACGAAGAACCGUUCACGCUUAUCAACUGCUAUAAUAUACACGAUGUGAACGAGUGGAAGGAUCUCAAUACCAAGUUUGUGCUGCAGGUCUAUAGAGACUACUAUGUGCUGAAUGAACUGGCCCAGGCCCAGGCGGAUAAUGCCAGCAAGUUCAGUUCCAUUGAGUUUAUCGACAAGGAGAGUUUGUAUGAGCUUUACACGCAGGACAACAAGCGCAAGAACUCAGCGGAUGAAAAGCAGCAGAAUCGAAAGUCGGCUUCGAUGUACAUCAAUGAGACGAAUGGCAAGGUAUAUCUCAUGGAUGCUAUGAGCUAUCUGAAGGCAAUGUACGGCGCCUGUAAGGCCAUUAUGGAACGCACCAUUGAGUAUGACAAGGAUAACGAUGGACUCAUUGAGAACACCAAAAUGCCGGAUCAGACAUACGACUCUUGGGUCAUGGAUGGGCCAAGUGCGUAUUGUGCUGGCCUCUGGCUGGCUGCGCUGCAAACCAUGUCUGUAAUGGCAACGCUUCUGGAUCAGCCCAACGAUUGCCUGCGCUACCAGGACAUCUUGGAGAGGGGCAAGAAUUCGCUCGAGGAGAAGCUCUGGAAUGGCAGCUAUUAUCGUUUCGAUCAAUCGCAUAAUCAUCGCGAUACAAUUAUGGCCGAUCAGCUAUGUGGCCAUUGGUAUUUAAAGUCCUGCGGAUUUGACUAUGAAAUCUAUCCCAAAGAGAAUGUACGCACCGCUCUAAAACGCAUAUACGACAACAAUGUGAUGGGCUUUCAUGAAGGCAACAUUGGAGCGGCCAAUGGCUUCAUAGCGAAUGCCAACGAGCCAUCAAAGCCGGGCCAUGUGGACAACAGCAAUAUCCAGGCCGAGGAGGUGUGGCCGGGCGUUGUGUACGCAUUGGCUGCCACCAUGAUACAGGAAGGCAUGUUCGAGGAGGCCUUCCAGACGGCGGGCGGCAUGUACAAGACCAUUUCACAGCGGAUCGGCAUGAAUUUUGAAACCCCAGAGGCGCUAUAUGGCGAGAAACGUUAUCGAUCCAUUGGCUACAUGCGACCCUUGAGCAUUUGGUCCAUGCAGGUGGCCUGGGAGCGACGCAGGGCGCUACGUGACUAAAUUGCACAGUACAAUCUACAAUCUAUAACUAGUUGAUUUACCUACCUAUACACUACCGCUACCAACCAAAGAUAUUUCUAAGUUGUCACAAAGAGGUUCUUAGCUUUUAGUUUUUUGUGGUCGCAACUUUAUCGAGCUUAUUUGGCGAUUCUGAGAACGCCCAAUUCAUUAAAUGGUAUUGAUAUGUUUAAGCAAAAGCUUUAUAUUUAUGUAUUUCUAAACUAUGUUCAAUCAGGUUGCCUGUUUUCAAUGUCUUCUCUAGCUACUAAGUCUAAGUCAAGCAGUCACAAAUCAAAAGAUGGGCACUUGCCAACCGCUCGGCUCUGUUUCAAGUACAAUUAUUGAAUGGUAUUCAUAAAGAUAGCACAAAACGUAUUUAAAUGUUAGCUAAGCAUGUUGUUUAAAUUUACUCACGCAUUAUAAUGUUUCAUUAACUAUAUAUAUAUAUAUAUAAAUGUGUAUUUAUGUCUUCAAAAUAAGUUAUUCAAAUAC